CAGUACACGAAGAACCCUGGACAAAUGUACUUUUAUUAGUCUUACUAGAACACACAUUCUCAUUUAAUGUUCACAACGUGGGUAUUGGGAGGGCAAGGAUGACUACCUCCGUCAGACAGAUGUGAAACGUGCCAAGCCCAGCCCUAAAUUGAGCUUUCUAACCACCGAGUCGCGGUCAGGCUUUCCAGCACUGUCCUCAAGCCUGAGUGCGUCCGGCGUGCAAACUACAAGCCCCAGAAGGCAAUGCGCCAGCAGUGAUGGGAGUGGGCGCGGAGGCGCGGGCUCCCCGACUACGCCUGCGCAGCGGGGCUGAGUUGGAGAACGUCUUAGACUACAAGUUCCGAGAAUCAGCGCGGCGAGGCCUGAGAAGAGGACGUUUGCGCCUGCGCGUCGCGGGCGGGGCCUCUGGGGCGGAGCGGCCACCAUCUUGGAACGGGAGGCGGAGCAGAGUCGACUGGGAGCGACCGAGCGGGCCGCCGCCGCCGCCAUGAACCCCGAAUAUGACUACCUGUUUAAGCUGCUUUUGAUUGGCGACUCAGGCGUGGGCAAGUCAUGCCUGCUCCUGCGGUUUGCUGAUGACACGUACACAGAGAGCUACAUCAGCACCAUCGGGGUGGACUUCAAGAUCCGAACCAUCGAGCUGGAUGGCAAAACUAUCAAACUUCAGAUCUGGGACACAGCGGGCCAGGAACGGUUCCGGACCAUCACUUCCAGCUACUACCGGGGGGCUCAUGGCAUCAUCGUGGUGUAUGACGUCACUGACCAGGAAUCCUACGCCAACGUGAAGCAGUGGCUGCAGGAGAUUGACCGCUAUGCCAGCGAGAACGUCAAUAAGCUCCUGGUGGGCAACAAGAGCGACCUCACCACCAAGAAGGUGGUGGACAACACCACAGCCAAGGAGUUUGCAGACUCUCUGGGCAUCCCCUUCUUGGAGACGAGCGCCAAGAAUGCCACCAAUGUCGAGCAGGCGUUCAUGACCAUGGCUGCUGAAAUCAAAAAGCGGAUGGGGCCUGGAGCAGCCUCUGGGGGCGAGCGGCCCAAUCUCAAGAUCGACAGCACCCCUGUAAAGCCAGCUGGCGGUGGCUGUUGCUAGGAGGGGCACAUGGAGUGGGACAGGAGGGGGCACCUUCUCCAGAUGAUGUCCCUGGAGGGGGCAGGAGGUACCUCCCUCUCCCUCUCCUGGGGCAUUUGAGUCUGUGGCUUUGGGGUGUCCUGGGCUCCCCAUCUCCCUCUGGCCCAUCUGCCUGCUGCCCUGAGCCCCGGUUCUGUCAGGGUCCCUAACGGAGGACACUCAGGACCUGUGGCCAGGCAGGGCGGAGGCCUGCUCUGCUGUUGCCUCUAGGUGACUUUCCAAGAUGCCCCCCUACACACCUUUCUUUGGAACGAGGGCUCUUCUGUCGGUCUCCCUCCCACCCCCAUGUAUGCUGCACUGGGUUCUCUCCUUCUUCCUGCUGUCCUGCCCAAGAACUGAGGGUCUCCCCGGCCUCUACUGCCCUGGCUGCAGUCAGUGCCCAGGGCCAGGAAUGUGGCCAGGGGAUCCAGGCCCUGGGAUCCAGGGCCCUGGGCUGGACCUCAGGACAGGCAUGGAGGCCACAGGGGCCCAGCAGCCCACCCUUUCCUCUCCCCACUGCCUCCUCUCCCCUCCCACACUCCCAGCUCGAGCCGUCCAGCUGCGGUGGGAUCUGAGUAUAUCUAGGGCGGGUGGGCGGGUAGUAGUGCUGGGCCUGUGUCUUGAGCCUGGAGGGAGUCUGCUCCUGCCGCCUUCUGCCCUGCCAGAGACAGACCCAUGUGCUGCCUGCCCACCGUGCCCCUUUGUCCCCAUGUCAGGCAGAGGCGGAAGGCCCACCGUGCCAGAGGCUGGGCACCAGCCUUAACCCUCACUCUGCUAGCACCUCCUCCCUUUCCCCAAGGUAGCACAUCUGGCUCACUCCCCACUCCGUCUCUGGAGCCCACCAGGGACGGCCCUCAUCCCCUGCCGCUACUUCUCUGGGGAAUGUGGGUUCCAUCCAGGAUUGGGGGCCUCUCUGCUCACCCACUCUGCACCCAGGAUCCUAGUCCCCUGCCCUCUGGCACAGCUGCUUCCUGCAAGAAAGCAAGUCUUUGGUCUCCCUGAGAAGCCAUGUCCCUCGUGCUGUCUCUUGCCUGUCCCACCUGUGCCCUGCCCUCCAGCUUGUAUUUAAGUCCCUGGGCUGCCCCCUUGGGGUGCCCCCCGCUCCCAGGUUCCCCUCUGGUGUCAUGUCAGGCAUUUUGCAAGGAAAAGCCACUUGGGGAAAGAUGGAAAAGGACAAAAAAUUAAUAAAUUUCCAUUGGCCCUCGGGUGAGCUGAGGGUUUUUGCAAGGAA
This is a messenger RNA of Pan troglodytes (chimpanzee), 2342 nucleotides long. RefSeq names its product RAB1B, member RAS oncogene family (gene RAB1B). The transcript has 6 exons. Lineage: Eukaryota; Metazoa; Chordata; Mammalia; Primates; Hominidae. Bases 488 to 1093 code for a protein of 201 amino acids. The record is from RefSeq and is a predicted model, not a curated record. Gene Ontology annotation, molecular function: GTP binding; GTPase activity.